Molecule: messenger RNA, 567 nt
Organism: Anopheles maculipalpis
Lineage: Eukaryota; Metazoa; Arthropoda; Insecta; Diptera; Culicidae
Exons: 2
Coding region: 1-567 (188 amino acids)
Source: RefSeq, a predicted model, not a curated record
AUGCACUCGAUUCUGCUCACAGUAACAUUUGCCUUAGCCCUUUUUCUAAUCGAUCCGGGUGAUGGAUUAAUUCGUGUGAUUCUGGACUUUGAUCGAUGGGAAGUGAACAACGGGUCAGCAUUCUUCAACAUGGAAAAAUUUCGCGUUCGAAAGUAUAACCGUACGCUUUCGGUAAUGAAUGGUACUGGUGUGCUGCUGGUUGAUUUGGACAAUCGUUACACGUACGGAAUACACUUUGCCCGCAGUGCCCAGGGUAACAAUCAGUUCAAUGCAUACCCAAUGAAACUGGCCGCGAAACCGUUCUGUGAUUUUAUCAACGGGUACUAUCGGGAGUAUCAGCAUCUGUUUCUUCAGUAUACCAAUCUACCGUUUGUGUCGCCCGAAGGACUGUGCCCAUUCCCGAAAGGAACAUACUGGGCGAAGGAUGCACACUUCGACUCGUCCGUUAUUCCGGUGGUCGUUCCGGAAGGGUUGUGGCGCUGUACUACCGAUCUGGUCGAUACGGUUACCGGGGAACUUGUCGCCCGUGGUUCAAUGUACGUCCGGCUAAGUAAAGAGCUCAUCUAA